This is a messenger RNA of Aspergillus terreus NIH2624, 1659 nucleotides long. RefSeq names its product putative MFS transporter. Gene Ontology annotation, molecular function: transmembrane transporter activity. NCBI's taxonomy places the organism in Eukaryota, Fungi, Ascomycota, Eurotiomycetes, Eurotiales, Aspergillaceae. The transcript has 4 exons. The record is from RefSeq and is a predicted model, not a curated record. Gene Ontology annotation, cellular component: membrane. Bases 1 to 1659 code for a protein of 552 amino acids. Gene Ontology annotation, biological process: transmembrane transport.
AUGCCAGCGUCGCGCCCUCCCUCCAGCCAGCACGGUGACCGUGACCUCGGCCUGGUGGACGAGAAGAUCAAGGACCCCGACCAUGUGGAGAGUGUGUCCCAUGUCGUCACCAUUGAUAACAUCCAGGUCCUUGGCCUUGGACCGGACGAUGCGGAUUUCUACCUGAACUUUUCUCCGGAGAAGAGGAAGCAAAUGCUAUGGAAGAUCGAUAUUCGCCUGGUGCCGAUGCUCGCGGUGCUGUAUUUGAUCUCCCAUAUCGACCGCGCAAACAUCGGAAAUGCGAAAAUCGAAGGUCUCCUCGACGACCUGGGCCUCGACGGGAUCCAGUACAACAUCGCGCUCAGCAUCUUCUUCAUCCCCUACGUGCUGCUGGAGGUCCCAAGUAACAUGCUCCUCAAGACCUUCUCCCGGCCAUCCAUCUACCUCGGCAUCCUCAUCACCUGCUGGGGCAUCAUUAUGACCCUGACGGGUGUCGUGCAGAACUUCGCUGGCCUGAUGGUGACGCGGGUGCUCCUUGGCGUCUUUGAAGCCGGCUUCUUCCCCGGCGCCGUCUACCUCUGCACAUUCUGGUACAUGCCCAAGGAGCUCUCCACGCGCAUUGCCUUCUUCUACUGCGCCAGCGCGCUCUCCGGCGCCUUCUCCGGCCUGCUCGCCGCCGGGAUCGCCAAGAUGGACGGCGUGGGCGGCCAGGCCGGCUGGCGCUGGAUCUUCCUGCUCGAGGGCAUCGUCACCGUCAUGCUGGGCGUGAUGUGUUUCUUCUGUCUGAUCGACUCGCCGAAGCGGUCGGGCGCCUGGCUCGACGCCGACGAGAUCCGCUACCUCGAGCUGCAGCACUUCAUCAAAGAAGGCGGCCACUUCAAGGAGGAGAAGAAGUCGCGCGUCGCGUGGAAGGAUCUCUUCGCCGUCUUCACCAACUGGCGCAUGUACCUCCUCGCAUACAUCCUGCUCUGCCAGUCGUCCUUUUCCUACGGUUCGUCCCUGCCCCCUCACCCUUCCAACCCCGUCCCAUCAUGGAAAGCACCGCCUGACUCUAACUCACCAGGAACCAAAUUCACCCUCCCCACCAUCACCAAGGCAAUGGGCUUCACCAACACCAACGCGCAGCUGAUGACCGUCCCGCCGUAUGUGGCCGGCGCCGUCUCCGCGCUGUUCUUCUCCAAGCUGUCUGACCGCUUCUACUGGCGCUUCCCGUUCGUCGCGGCGCCGCUCUGUCUCGUCGUGAUCGGCUACGCAGUAAUCAUCUCCUUCCACGGCGCGCUCGAGGAAAACGUCGGCCCGGCCUUCUUCGCCGUCAUUCUCACCUGUAUGGGCAUCUACCCCAUCCACCCGGCCACGACCUCGUGGUCCGCCAACAACCUCACCCCGUCCAGCCACCGCGCCAUCGGCCUGGCCUUUAACAUCUGCAUCGGGAAUAUCGGGGGCAUCAUCGGCAGCUACAUGUAUCUCGACCGCGAGGAGCCGCAGUACUACACCGGCUUUGGGCUGUCGCUCGCCUUUGGCGGGACCGGUUUGCUGGCUGCGGCUGUCUUGGAGUUGUCGUAUGUUUGGGGGAAUAAGCGCAAGGCGAGGAUGUCGGAGAGCGAGGUGCGCGAGACGUACAGUGAUGAGGAGUUGUUGUCUAUGGGGCAUAAGUCGCCUUUGUUCAAGUAUACUUUGUGA